GAUCUCCAUUGCUUGCACACAAGUUUAGUGAAGUUCUUUAUAUUCGGUAUAGUGAAGGGUAUUUGACCCUUAGGAAAUAUUAAAAAUGGUCAAAAUGGAACACGAUGAUGGAAAAAAUGAACCAGAACAUGUUAGGAAAUUGUUUAUUGGUGGUUUAGAUUACAGAACUACAGAUGAUUCUUUAAAGAAACAUUUUGAAAAGUGGGGUGAAAUUGUUGACGUGGUAGUAAUGAAAGAUCCGAAGACAAAGCGAUCUAGAGGAUUUGGCUUUAUUACUUAUUCUCGUGCACAUAUGGUAGAUGACGCGCAAAAUGCAAGACCACAUAAAGUAGAUGGACGUGUAGUUGAACCUAAAAGAGCUGUUCCUAGGCAAGAAAUUGGUAGGCCUGAAGCUGGAGCAACAGUAAAGAAACUGUUUGUGGGUGGUUUAAAAGAUGACCAUGAGGAGGAAGACCUUAGACAAUAUUUUCAAAGUUAUGGUAGCAUAAAUUCAAUUAGUAUUGUGACUGAUAAAGAGACAGGCAAGAAACGUGGUUUUGGUUUUGUUGAAUUUGAUGAUUAUGACCCUGUGGAUAAAAUUUGUUUACAACGUAAUCACCAAAUACGUGGCAAACAUGUAGAUGUUAAAAAGGCUUUAAGUAAAGCAGAAAUGGCUUCUGCAUCAGGAGGUGGUGGUGGCAGUGGUGGUGGUGGUAGCAGAGGAGGGCAAAAUGUAGGAAGAGGACCUCGUGGCGGCAAUCAGGGAGGUGGUAAUUGGGGAGGUCGAGGAAGCGGCGGUGGUGGGGAUUGGAAUAAUGGUGGUAAUCAAGGUGGUUAUGGUGGAGGUAAUCAAGGAGGUUGGGGCGGUAACGGUCCUUGGGAAAAUCAGAAUCAAGGUAAAGGAGGUGGCUGGGGAGGUCAAGGAGGACAAGGUGGAUAUAAUAGUGGUGGAAAUUGGAGCAAUGACAACUUUGGAGGAGGUUACCAACAAGGCUAUGGCGGUGGUCCAGUACGGAAUAAUUUCAACUCUGGAGGAAGACCUGCACCCUAUGGUAUUAAUAUGGGUCCUAGUGGCCGACAGUCUGGAGACUCGAGAUGGCUACCACCCUUCGGUGGACAAGGUCCAAUGGGUGGUGGAAAUUCUGGAGGAGGUGGCGGGGGUUAUGGCAAUCAAGGAGGCUAUGGCGGUAGUUCUCUUGGAGGUGGAAACAUGGGAGGUGGAGGUGGCGGUGGUGGAAGAAGAUAUUAAAAUGCGUUAUCCCACGGUUGCUUCCCUUACAUGGUGAACCUACUACUUGUCUUCUAGUCGCCAGUACUUCUGUACUGUUUAGUAUUGGAGCAGGCAGGGCUAUAAGGCUAGAGACAAGACCAGGCAGGACAAUCAGGAUACAGGACAGAGAAGCGUCAUCUUAAUAGAUCACAGUGAGGGAGGCUUUUGCUUGUAUUUCUUUUGGUAUCUAGCACUUAUCGCAUAUAUCUUACAUAUUCAAUCAUUUAUGUGAAAAUAUUACAUCACAAUUUUCUAGACUGUGCCUGAACUCAUUGUGCAGCACAUAUGAUAUCCAAAAAAAAAAAACAAAAAAAACAAUUAACGUAUUACUAUCGUCGCUAUUAGAAAGCAAGAUAUGUGUUAAUUUGAUUAUUCAGUUACUAUGGCUAGGGAUACAUCCGUGCCAUCCAAAUAUUAAACUGUGUAACACUUUGUCAUAUUUACUUCUGUAACAUCUUCAAAAAUGACUAUAGAUCUAGGACUAUACAUUAGACGUUGGAGAGCACGAUUGUUUCUCUAAUUUAAUAAAAUAUAUUGAUAUAGCAGUAUAUGUAAGAAUCUAGGUUUUGAUAUAUUGAUAACUUUUAUUUCACAAUAAGCAAGGUGGUUCUUAUAUAGAUUAAAAAUCUCAGGAUAUAAGAGGGAAAAUGCAUGGAAAAAUGUUAAUAUGAAAUGAAAUUAAUGAAUUGACGAGAGAACCAGGUAUAUAAAAAAUCAGUUAGCAUUUUUGUAGGUGAUCUACGUUAAUUAAUUAUUUAAGUUGUAAUGUUUUAAGAGUUAGUUAAUAAAAAUG
Molecule: messenger RNA, 2042 nt
Organism: Habropoda laboriosa
Lineage: Eukaryota; Metazoa; Arthropoda; Insecta; Hymenoptera; Apidae
Gene: Hrb87F
Product: heterogeneous nuclear ribonucleoprotein A1, A2/B1 homolog
Exons: 7
Coding region: 86-1228 (380 amino acids)
Molecular function (GO): RNA binding
Source: RefSeq, a predicted model, not a curated record